This is a messenger RNA of Oppia nitens, 3887 nucleotides long. Its product is annotated as protein shuttle craft-like. The record is from RefSeq and is a predicted model, not a curated record. Lineage: Eukaryota; Metazoa; Arthropoda; Arachnida; Sarcoptiformes; Oppiidae. The transcript has 3 exons. Gene Ontology annotation, molecular function: zinc ion binding; RNA polymerase II transcription regulatory region sequence-specific DNA binding; DNA-binding transcription factor activity, RNA polymerase II-specific. Bases 39 to 3887 code for a protein of 1282 amino acids. Gene Ontology annotation, biological process: negative regulation of transcription by RNA polymerase II. Gene Ontology annotation, cellular component: nucleus.
AUAAUAAUAUCAUAUAUAAGUCGUGUACACAAACUACAAUGAGUUCGCAAUCGUAUGAAAGUCGCCGUAAUUUUGGCCGCAAUUAUCAUCAAAAUACUAGUAAUAAUAAUAAUAAUAAUAAUCGUCACCGAAAUUAUCAGCAAAGAUCGAUGUUUGCGGCCGCGGCGGACAACAAUUUUGGCCAACAAAGUUUGGCCGCCACUAGUGGUUUCGGUAACAACAAUGAAACCAAUGGCUAUUAUCAUCAAAACAAUUAUAAUUAUCAGCCAUUUGUUGGCCAAUCCAUGACUUAUAGUAAUAAUAAUAAUAAUAAUAAUAAUAAUGCAUUUGACGGACAAUUAGAUUAUCGUAAAAGUGGUCAACAAUUGGAUAGUAGUAGUGGUAGUGGUGGCGGUGGUAGUAGUCAUCAUCAUCAACAACAACAACACGUCUAUAGGGAUCAACAAAGACAUGACUAUCGGGCAGAUUAUCAACAAAAGAGUGGUAACUAUAGGCAAAGUGAUCAUCAAAACCGUGGAAGACGUCAACAACAGCAACAACAGACCGAACCAAACAAUUUAACAGUUGAUAUACAAAGUGGUUAUCAAAAUAAUAAUAAUAGCCAUCAAUCUGAACAACAUAUGAGAGGACCAUUGAGUGGACAGUUAUCUGAUGAGCGAUCGUUAAAUGGCAAGAAAAGUGGCGAUAGAUUUGGUGGUAAUUUUGGUCGAAGACCUUAUCAGCGAAAAGAUGAUAGAUUUGAGAUAAAUAAAAGUAAUAGAAGUGAUGACAGAAGAGAAGACAGAAGGGAUGAUCGAAGAGAUGAUCGAAGAGAUAACAGAAGAGAUGAUCGAAGAGAUGAUAGAAGAGAUGAUAGAAGAGAUGAUAGAAGAGUUGCUGAUUAUAGAGUCGAUAGGAGAGAUCAGCAGAGAUAUGUCGAUACAAGAGAUGACAGAAGAGAUCAACAGAGAAAUGUCGAUACAAGAGAUGACAGAAGAGUCGAUGGCCGUAAAGAUAACAACAAACGAUACGAAAAUAAUUAUAAGAAAAGAGAGGACAACAACAACAACGGCAACUAUCGUAUGGCUCGGGAAGGAAACAACAGUAUGAAUAACAGCGACUAUAAUGAUGUAAAUGUUGGCAACAAAAUCAAUGACAACAACGAUGAUUGCAAACGAAAUGCUGUCCAGAAGAUGACAAAGACGACGAAGAAGACGACGACUGCUGUUGUUAUACACGAAUCAGAUGAAUCUCAAAGAGAAAUAAUGGAUGAAUUGCUCAGAAAAGGCGAGUUUGAAUGUAUGGUCUGUUGCGACCGAAUCCGUAUACACGACUCGGUCUGGAGUUGCGAACAAUGCUAUAAUGUAUUUCACUUGAAAUGUAUUAAACUAUGGGCUAAUACACAGUCAUCGGCUCAGAGACAAUCAAGCGACCAAAGUAUCAUCAAUUGGCGAUGUCCUGCCUGUCAGUCGGACUAUCAGCGACUGCCCAAUCGUUACAAUUGUUUUUGCGGUAAAGUUCGCGAUCCGGAACUGAAUCGCUAUCUGACGCCGCAUUCGUGCGGCGAAAUGUGUGGCCGUAAACGGAAGCCAAACGAAAAUCGCAAAUACAACUGUCCACAUAAAUGUCUGCUGAUGUGUCAUCCGGGUUCGUGUCCUCCGUGUUCGCAGAUGAUUACCCGCGAGUGCGGUUGCGGUCAAACACAAAUCAAAGUCAACUGUUUAGCCAACGAUGACGAUGUCAUAUGCGAUAAGAUAUGUGCGAAACUGUUGAACUGCGGUACCCAUCGUUGUCAACGUAAAUGUCAUUCGGAUAACUGUACCGAUUGUUCAGUGGUUUCCAUCCAGAAGUGCUUCUGCGGCCAACACGACCGACAAGUUGUCUGCAAUGUUGAAAACAAUUUGAUUACAAACUAUUCGUGCGAACAGUUAUGCAACAAACAGUUAGACUGUGGCCAACAUCAAUGUCAACAAGUGUGCCAUUUUGGUGACUGCCCCGACUGUCCAUUAGAUCCCCGUCUGGUUACCCAUUGUCCCUGUGGUCGAACACUUCAAUCGGAUCUAUUAGAUGGUCAAAAAACACAAGUACGCACUGUCUGUACGGAUCCCAUCCUGACAUGCGAUAACAGUUGCGACAAAGAACUAGUCUGCGGACCCGAUAAGGCCCGACACCGAUGUCGUAGUCAAUGUCAUACUGGCCCGUGUCAGCCGUGCGACCAGAAAACUAUAAUCAAAUGCCAAUGCGGUGCCAACAGCGAGAACGUCGACUGCGUUGAACUGAUGAACAACAGCAACAACAACAACAAGAAGACUGCUGCUGGAGCUGAUGAUGACGACAACGAUGACCAACAAAAACCGUUGUUUGUCUGCAAGAAACGGUGUAACAAAAAGCGUGUCUGCGGUCGACAUAAAUGUCUUGAUGUUUGUUGCAUCAAAACUGAUCAUCCGUGCGAACAGGUUUGCGGCCGCAAGUUGUCGUGCGGUCGACACCAGUGUUCCGAAUCGUGUCAUAGCGGCCAAUGUCCGCAAUGCUGGAACAUUGGCUGGGAUGAGCUAACCUGCCGGUGCGGUUCGUCCACCAGAUUGCCGCCCAUUGCAUGCGGAACCAAACGACCCGAUUGCGGUCUGGUUUGUAGCCGUAGUCAUCCGUGCAAUCAUCCGAUCGAUCAUUUGUGUCACGACGACCCGGAUUGUCCUCCCUGUACCUACUUUGUGGCCAAAUCGUGUUUUGGCGGACACGAAGCCAAACCAAUACAAUGUCACGAAUCGUCCUAUUCGUGCGGCUAUCUAUGCGGUCGACCGCUCGAUUGCGGUCAACAUUCGUGUCCAAUGAUAUGUCAUUACGAUAAAUGCAAUCCUUGUUCGCUUCCGUGCAAUAAACUACGCAACGAUUGUCAGCACGUAUGCGGACAGCCUUGUCAUCAGAAACAAUCGCCGGAUAGCUGUCCAAAAUCCCAGUGCAAAGUCUUAGUUAAAGUUCAGUGCAUUUGUGGCCGCAAAACGGAACAAAUGGCGUGCUAUAAGACCGGCGACGACAGUUCGGGUCAGCAGCGAGUGGUAUCGUUGAACGCAUUGGCCACUCAACGGCUGAAGAACGGCGAAAGUGUUGACGUUUCGCAGAUAAUGAAAAGUUUGAAAGACAUGCGACACAUCCAACUGAAAUGCGACGACAAGUGCGCCGUUUAUGAACGCAACCGACAACUGGCCGAAGCAUUGGACAUCAAAGACUCGACGUUCAGCGCCGAUCCGGAUCCGCCUAAAUAUUCGGAAUUUCUUAAAAACGCUGUCAAAAGUGAACCGUCAUUUGUCGGCCAUAUCUAUCGRCGGCUAACACAACUGGUUAUCGAUGCCAAACAAUCGCGACUGGCCUUCAAAAACGAAAACUUUCAGCCAAUGAACUCCGAGAACCGGCAUAUUGUUCACGAAUUGGCCCAACAUUUCGGUUGUAAGACACAAGCGGUCGAUAAGGAACCGAAUCGUAGUGUCAUAGCUAAGGCAAACAAAGACAAAUGUUAUCUACCAGUUGUCUCACUCAUGGAUAUUGUCAGCAAAGAAGUCGAAGAUGAAGACAGAAGAGGAGGAAGUGAUUUGUCGUCGACGACAACAGUCAAGUCGUCGGCGAAUAAAAUAACACUUAAAAGCCAUUGUUUUGAAUCGGAAAACGAUCAGAAAAAACCAUUUUCAUUGAUCAAUAGCCGAGUGAUGAGCGGCGGCGUCGGCGGUAGUGGUCUGUCAUUGAUUAACAACAUUACUGCCGAUACCAUCAGCACUACGACGACGUCCACAAAGAGCUCAAGUGAUAGUAGUAAUAGUAAUAAAAAUAAUAAUAAUAGCAAACAAAUUGAUUAUUUUGAUUUCAAAUGUCUUGUAAUUCAUCUGUCGAUGAAAAAGAAGUCACAAAAAAAUUAA